Messenger RNA from Trypanosoma grayi, 477 nucleotides. Its product is annotated as target of rapamycin (TOR) kinase 1. Lineage: Eukaryota; Euglenozoa; Kinetoplastea; Trypanosomatida; Trypanosomatidae. The annotation marks the transcript as partial. The transcript has a single exon. The record is from RefSeq and is a predicted model, not a curated record.
GCAGCCCCGCCGGAACUAACCCUUCACGUGUGGAUUGACAAUCUGCGUAUCACAGGGCCACGUAAAAGUGUGGAGUUGUGGGGGAACACGAUUAUGGGAAAUAUGCGCGAUUGCGGUGCGACGGUGGGAGAGCACGAGGCCCUCACCGCGCGAUAUGAAUUCAUAGGGGUUUGUUUCAACUACACGGCUAAGACAGCAUCCCUCAGUCAGAAAACGUUACGGAAAUUAAAGGGAGUCACACCCCUCCACAAGAUUUCGGUGGAGGAAUUGGAAAGCCUUACGUCACGUAUGGUGUAUGCUGCGGGGGUUCAGGGGGGUUCGCUUUUUCGCCAUUAUUUCUUCUUGAAAAUGGUGCGCAGAAGACUUUCACGACUUAAAAGCGGGCCGGCAGACGCACAAGAUCCGACAGCCCCACCCCCUUUGCCCUUAAGGUGGGGCAGAAAUGGCUGGACACUCUGUUACAGAACAAUCCCGUAA